Magallana angulata is the source of this 917-nucleotide messenger RNA. RefSeq lists its product as uncharacterized. The record is from RefSeq and is a predicted model, not a curated record. NCBI's taxonomy places the organism in Eukaryota, Metazoa, Mollusca, Bivalvia, Ostreida, Ostreidae. The transcript has 3 exons. The coding region runs from base 394 to 750 and encodes 118 amino acids.
GAGAGACUGUCCAGGAUAGGUAUCUGUACAUCACCACGCUCCAUCCAGAACAAACUUUUGUCGUGGGAAGAACACCUUGAUAGCGAGAUACUGAGUUUGAAAGAGAAAUGGGCAAAUGGAGAUAAACAGAAGUAUCAGUUAAUUGGAGAUAACUGGGAUAAGACCAUUGUGCCAUCAUAUAGAACCAGUCAGUGUAAGACCUUAUCUCUGCAUUUGUUUCAUAUCAUAGCAGUUGUUGAUAGGAUUAUCCCUACACCUAGACAUGAAGCAGGAAAAAGACUUUCUAUCAGUGAUUACAUACCAUCCCUGGAAGAACAAGAAAUCUUAAUCCAGGAAUUAACUUUGCUGGUUGCAACAUCAGUUGUCCAGAAUUUAGAACAGAUCAACAAAGCCAUGGCGGACCUAUUUCCCAUGCAUUUGCAGCAUGAUCACAGCGAUAAAGUUGGCAUGAAAACCCAACAGUUUCCUUUGGGUCUUUUUGACUGCAAUGAGACAAAGAAUCAAGAGGUGAUCAAGCUGCUGAAGUUUUUGACAGAGAAAUAUGUACCCCUUGAUGGUGAUGAAGUAAUUGAUGAAGUCUUCUUUGGAGGAGACAGGUUAACAGAUGAGCGUGUUCAAGGAGUGCAACGAGCAAUGGAAAAUGCCGAAACUUCCAAGGGAAAACUACAAGGUUUUAUAUCAAAGAUUGAGGAUUGGUAUCGCAUGAUGAAUUUUCUUGACGUACGUUUAUGGGAAUUUGAUUUGUUUUGAAAUACGAUUGUCAUGUUCUAUCAUGCUGAUUUCCUGUGAAUUUUUUUUAAAGUUAAAUUGACCUCAAUAAAAACAGACUGCAUUUAUAGUAGUGAGGGUAGUAGUCUGAAGUAAGUAUAGGGUCACCAAUGACCUUGAUACCUAGGUCAAGGUCAGGUCAUAUUAGG